CUUUUGAGCCAGAUUACUUUUUUUUUCUAAGCAAACAUGGUAGCUGGCAUGCUUAUGCCGUUGGACCAGCUCAGAGCAAUUUAUGAGAAACUUUUUAAAGAUGGGGUUCUGGUUGCCAAAAAGGACAAGAGGCCACAGAGCUUACAUCCAGAAGUACAUGGGGCCACUAAUCUCCAGGUGAUUAGAGCUUUGGGGUCCCUGAAGUCAAGAGGUUUUGUUCGUGAAACCUUCAGUUGGAGGCAUUUCUACUGGUAUUUGACCAAUGAGGGCAUUGCCUACCUGCGGGAAUACCUACACCUUCCACCUGAGAUUGUCCCAGCAUCUUUGCAGAGGGUACGCCGCCCCAUUCCCACACUAAACAUCAGUCGACGUGCAGCACCUACUGUGCAGAAGGUAACAGGACCUACAACCUUUGCUCCAAAAGGGCCCAGUGGAAGACAGGGCCUAGGGUCCCAGCAGGAUCGUCAGAUGUACCGGAAGACAGAGAUUGUGGAAGAAGUGAGAGCUGAAAGCGUAACUACAGUGGGAGUGGCCAGAAAAUCUCCAGAACCCACCCCUGUUGAAGAUGAGAGAGAUCGUGUCCAGAAGAAAACCUUCACAAAGUGGGUCAACAAACACCUUAUCAAGCACUGGAAAACUGAGGCACAGCGCCACAUCAGUGACCUGUAUGAAGACCUCCGAGAUGGGCACAACCUCAUCUCACUGUUGGAAGUCCUCUCCGGGGAGACACUGCCGAGGGAACGAGACGUUAUCAGGAACUUGAGAUUGCCCCGUGAGAAGGGCCGUAUGCGCUUCCACAAACUUCAAAAUGUACAGAUCGCCCUGGACUUCUUGAAGCAUCGUCAGGUAAAGCUGGUGAACAUCAGGAAUGAUGACAUUGCUGAUGGAAACCCCAAACUCACACUUGGUUUGAUAUGGACCAUCAUUCUUCACUUCCAGAUUUCAGACAUUCAGGUGACUGGCCAGUCAGAUGACAUGACGGCUAAGGAAAAGCUGCUGCUGUGGUCCCAGCGGAUGGUGGAAGGUUACCAGGGGCUGAGGUGCGACAACUUCACUACCAGCUGGAGAGAUGGAAAACUGUUCAAUGCCAUCAUUCAUAAACACCGACCAAUGUAUAUUGAUAUGAAGAAGGUUUACAGGCAGUCCAACUUGGAAAACCUGGAUCAGGCUUUCACCGUGGCAGAAAGGGAACUUGGCGUUGACCGCCUUCUUGACCCUGAAGAUGUUGAUGUACCAAAUCCUGAUGAAAAGUCCAUCAUUACCUAUGUCUCAUCACUAUAUGAUGCCAUGCCAAGAGUGCCUGCUGUACAAACUAGUGUACAACUUAAUGAACUGCAGCUGAGAUGGCACGAGUACUACGAACUUGUCACAAUCCUUCUGCAGUGGAUCCGCCGUCAUAUUCUCAUUUUUGAGGAGAGGAAGUUCCCAGGCAGCUAUGAAGAGAUUGAGCUUCUCUGGAGUCAGUUUCUAAAAUUCAAAGAAGUAGAACUUCCAACCAAAGAGGCAGACAAAAAUCGUUCCAAGCAGGUCUAUGCAACACUGGAAAGUGCAGUGCAGUCUGGACAGCUGACAGUACCACCAGGUUACCACCCCAUUGAUGUGGAAAAGGAAUGGAGCAAACUGCACAUGGCAAUUUUGGAGAGAGAGAGGCUACUGCGUGUGGAGUUUGAGAGACUAGAAAAGCUGCAGCGUAUUGUAACAACAAUUCAGAUGGAUUCUAUAGUAUGCGAAGAGCAAUUGAACCAGGCCGACUCUAUGCUACAAAUGGAUAUCCGCUUAUUGAAUGCUGGCAAACCACCUCAGAAAUCUGCAGAAAUAGAAGCAGAGUUGGAUAAGGCUGAUGCCAUGAUCCGACAUCUCUUUAAUGAUGUUCAGACGUUAAAGGAUGGUCGACACACGCAAGCUGAGCAGAUGUAUCGCAGGGUGUACCGUCUCCAUGAAAGGCUCGUUGCUAUUCGCACUGAAUACAACCUUCGUAUCAAGUCAGGCAGCUCAACCACAGUUACACAGACAACAAUCAAUUUGCAACAGCAGCAGCGGCCACAACAGCGUAAUGAACUGGAUGAUGUCACUCUUCGGUAUCUGCAGGACCUUCUGGCAUGGGUGGAGGAGAACCAAAGGCGCAUUGAUGCUGCUGAGUGGGGUGUAGACCUUCCAAGUGUGGAGUCACAGUUAGGAAGCCACCGUGGUCUUCACCAAUCCAUUGAUGAGUUCCGAUCAAAAAUAGAAAGAGCUCGUGCUGAUGAGACUCAACUCACUCCUGCCACCAAAGGGGCCUACAGAGACUGUCUCAGCAAGCUGGACCUGCAGUAUGCCAAAUUACUGAAUUCUUCCAAGGCUCGCUUGCGAAACCUUGAGAGCCUCAACAAUUUUGUCAACAUAGCAACCAAAGAACUAAUGUGGUUGAAUGACAAGGAAGAUGAGGAAGUGAAUUAUGACUGGAGUGACAGAAAUACCAACAUGGUAGCCAAGAAGGAUAGCUACUCGAACUUAAUGAGAGAGCUGGAACUGAAGGAGAAGAAAGUUAAUGACAUUCAGGCCACUGGAGAACAGCUACUUCGGGAUGGUCACCCUGGUCGGCAGACCAUAGAGGCAUUCAUGGCUGCUCUGCAGACUCAGUGGAGUUGGAUGCUUCAGCUGUGCUGCUGUAUUGAGACCCACUUGAAAGAGAACACUGCUUAUUUCCAGUUUUUCUCAGAUGUAAAGGAUACUGAGGAAUACCUUUUGAAAACUCAGGACUCCAUGAAGAAAAAAUACUCCUGUGAUCGCUCCAUUACUGCCACUCGACUUGAGGACCUGCUCAAGGACUCACUUGAAGAGAGGGAACAGUUGAAUGACUACAAAGGUCACCUUGCAGGUCUAAGCAAGAGGGCCAAAGCCAUUGUCCAACUAAAACCUCGUAACCCUGGCAACCCCCUAAAAGGCAAACUUCCUGUGCAGGCUGUCUGUGACUACAAACAGAUGGAGAUCACAGUGCACAAGGGAGAUGAUUGUGCACUACUCAACAACUCCCAGCCCUACAAGUGGAAGGUACUGAAUACUGCAGGAAGUGAAGCUGUUGUACCUUCUGUCUGUUUCCUUGUCCCACCAACUAACAAGGAGGCUUUGGAUGCAGUCACCAAACUUGAUGGCGUACACCAGCACUUACUGAGCGUCUGGCAGCAGCAGCAUAUUGAUAUGAGAAGUUUGUACUCCUGGCUUAUUAUAUACAGGGAUAUGCAACAGAUCAGAAGCUGGAACAUUCUCCUGUUUAAGACCCUGAAGCCUGAGGAUUACAGACAGAUGCUGAAAAACCUGGAACUCCAUUACCAAGAGUUUAUGAAAAACAGCCAGGACUCCGAGAAUUUUGGGCCAGAUGAUCGCAUGCAAAUCGAGAAAGAUUACAAUACUUCUAUUCAGCACUUUGAAGGUCUACAGAGGGCACUUGAACAAGGAGAGCAGAAUGAAUCCAUAUGCAAGAAUUAUAUCACCCAGCUGAAGGAUAUACGGCUGCAGCUGGAGAACUGUGAAUCCAGGACCAUCCACAAAAUCCGCAUGCCCUUGGAACAUGAGGCUGCCAAGGACUGUACCAAGCGAAUCAGUGAUCAGCAGCAAGUCCACUCAGAACUUGAAGGCAUCAAGAAGAAUCUUAACAAGGUGACAGAGAAAGCUGAGAAGGUGCUAGCUCAACCAGAGCAUUCUGCAUCUGCCCCAGUGCUGCGAUCAGACAUGGAAAUCACACUGCAAAAGAUGGACCAGGUGUACAGCCUUUCUAGCAUCUACUUGGAUAAGUUGAAGACAAUCGAACUUGUCAUUCGAAGCACUCAUGGUGCUGAGGAUGUUGUCAAGAAUUAUGAAGACAGGCUGGGAGAUAUCAGUCUUGUUCCCGCCAACGCCAAGGAGCUGGAAGCAUACAAGUCACAGCUUAAGAAAUUGCGAAAUGAGGUGGAGGGUGAUCAGCCUCUGUUCAGUAAGUUGGAGAAUGAGUUAAGCAAAGCUAAGGAGGUGAAUGAGAAGAUGAUUCGUACCCACAAUGAGCGGGACCUGGACUUGGACCGUUACCGGGAACGGGUAAGCCAGCUGCUGGAUCGCUGGCAAAGCAUCAUCAUGCAGAUUGAGCUCCGUCAGCGUGAACUUGACCAACUGGGACGUCAACUGAACUACUACAGGGAUAGCUAUGACUGGCUGAUCAAAUGGGUUACUGAAGCUAAACAGAGGCAGGAACAGAUCCAGCAUGUACCACUAACCAACAGCAAGACAGUCCGGGAUCAGCUCCUUCAAGAGAAGAAAUUACUGGAAGAAAUUGAAAAGAAUAAGGACAAAGUUGAUGAAUGUGAGAAGUACGCCAAGCAGUAUAUCGAUGCCAGUAAGGAUUAUGAACUUCAGUUGGUUACAUACAAGGCACAGGUGGAACCAGUAUCUUCUCCAAGCAAGAAACCCAAAGUGCAGUCAACAUCUGACAGUAUUAUUCAAGAGUAUGUUGAUCUCAGAACUCGGUACAUUGAACUUAUGACUUUAACCAGCCAAUACAUCAAGUUCAUGAAUGAAAAUCUGCGUCGCUUGGAAGAGGAAGAGAAAAAUGCCAUGAAGCUGAAGGAGGAGGAACUUAAACGCCUGACAGAACUGGAAAGCCAGCUUGAGAAACAAAGAGAGCUAGCAGAAGCCCAUGCUAAGGCCAAGGCACAAGCCGAGAAAGAAGCCAGGGAGUUACAGCUCCGUAUGGAAGAAGAGGUCACCAGGCGUGAGGUGGUGGUAGUGGGUGCAGAGCAACAGAAGCAAAAUAUACAACAAGAACUGCAUCAACUUAAAUAUUCUUCUGAGAUGCAGCUCAAGGCCAAAGACAAAGCAGUAGAAGAGGCUGAAUAUAAUCGUAAGAAAAUCGAGGAGGAAAUUCAUAUCAUCCGUUUGCAGCUAGAAACCUCGGAAAAGCAGAAGUUCAAUGCUGAGGCUGAGCUUCAGGCACUGAGGGCUCGAGCAGAGGAUGCUGAAAAGCAGAAGAAAGCAGCCCAGGAGGAGGCUGAAAGGCUGAGGAAGCAGGUCAAAGAGGAGACCCAGAAGAAGCGAGAAGCUGAAGAGGAGCUCCAACGUAAAAUCCAAGCAGAGAAAGAUGCUGCCAAAGAAAAGCAAAAAGCCCUGCAAGAAGUUGAGCAUUUCAAGAUGCAAGCUGAAGAAGCAGAAAGACUAAUGAAACUAGCAGAACUUGAAAAAGAGAGACAGAUCAAGCUAGCCCAGGACGUUGCCCAAAAGAGUGCGGAAGCUGAGCUACAAAGCAAGCGCAUGUCCUUUGCAGAGAAAACAGCUGAGCUAGAGAUGACUCUCAAACAGGAGCAUAUCACUGUUGCUCACCUACAGCAGGAAGCUGAACGUUUAAAGCGACAACAGGAUGAAGCUGAAAAAGCAAGGGAAGAUGCAGAAAAAGAACUUGAGAAAUGGAGACAGAAAGCAAAUGAAGCUCUAAGGUUGAGACUCCAAGCAGAAGAAAUUGCUCAUGUGAAAACUCUAGCCCAAGAAGAAGCUGAGAAACAGAAAGAGGAGGCAGAACGAGAAGCUAGAAAGAGAGCUAAAGCUGAAGAAGCUGCUCUUCUUCAGAAAGAUAUGGCUGAGGAAGAAUUGGAUAAACAAAGAACACUGGCUGAAUCCACAGCCCAUCAGAAACUUAGUGCUGAGCAGGAACUUAUUCGCCUUAAGGCUGAAGUAGAAAAUGCAGAUCAGCAAAGAACAGUUCUAGAAGAAGAACAGUAUCGAUUGAAAAAAGAAGCCAGUGAAGCAGUCCAACAGCGAAAGGUGCUAGAAGAAGAACUUGUGAAAAUUAGAGCAGAAAUGGAGAUCCUCCUUAAGAUGAAAUCAAAAGCUGAGGAGGAGUCAAGAUCAAACACAGAGAAAACAAAACAAAUACUGGAAACUGAAGCAGCUAAAAUGAAGGAGCUUGCUGAGGAGGCAGCAAGGCUUCGUGCUAUAUCAGAAGAAGCCAAGCGUCAGCGGCAAUUUGCUGAAGAAGAAGCAGCUCGCCAGCGAGCGGAAGCAGAGAGGAUUCUAAAGGAGAAGUUGGCUGCUAUUAAUGAAGCCAGUAGAUUGAAAACUGAAGCUGAAAUUGCAUUAAAAGAAAAAGAGGCAGAGAAUGAACGACUCCGGCGCCUUGCUGAGGAUGAGGCUUACCAGCGAAAGUUACUAGAAGAGCAGGCUACACAGCACAAGCAGGACAUUGAAGAGAAAAUAGUUAUACUUAAAAAGGCUUCUGAAAAUGAGCUUGAGAGGCAGAAAGCAAUUGUUGAUGAAACACUCAAGCACAGACGAUUGAUAGAAGAAGAGAUUAGAAUUCUAAAAAUUAACUUUGAAAAAGCAUCUGUGGGCAAGUCUGAUUUAGAGAUAGAGUUGUCCAAACUGAAAAAUAUAGCUGAAGAAUCACAUCUUGCUAAACAGGAGGCAGAAAGGGAAGCAGAAAAGCAAAGGCAACAAGCUAUUGAAGAAGAGAGACGAAGAAAGGAUGCUGAAGAUAAAGUAAGAAAAAGUCAAGCUGCUGAGGAGGAAGCUGCAAGACAGCGCAAAGCAGCAUUAGAGGAAGUAGAGCGUUUAAAAAAGAAGGCAGAAGAAGCUAAAAGACAGAAAGAACUAGCAGAAGAAGAAGCAGAAAAACAAAUUCUUUUGGCCAAAGAGGCUGCCCAGAAACGUAUAGAAGCUGAGGAGAAAACCCAUUUGGCUGUUGCUUAUCAAAAAGAGCAAGAGCUUCUGCAAACCAGACAACAAGAGCAGUCUGUUCUGGACAAAUUAAAAGAGGAAGCUGAGAAGGCCAAGAAAGCAGCAGAUGAGGCAGAGAAAGCUAGAAUUCAAGCAGAACAAGAAGCUGAUCUAUCUCGACAGCAAGCAGAGGAAGCAGAGCGCUUGAAACAACAGGCAGAAUAUGAAGCUCAAGAAAAGGCAAAAGCUCAGGAGGAUGCAGAGAGGCUCCGCAAGGAGGCUGAACUAGAGGCUGCUAAAAGAGCUCAGGCAGAACAGGCUGCACUGAAGCAAAAGCAGCUAGCAGAUGCUGAAAUGGAAAAACAUAAAGCAUUUGCUGAGCAGACUUUAAGGCAGAAGUCUCAGGUUGAACAAGAAUUAACAAAGGUUAAACUUCAGCUGGAGGACACUGAUCACCAGAAGGCUGUUUUUGAAGAGGAGCUGCAACGUCUAAAAUCUGAAGUGUCAGAUGCUGUAAGACAGAAAGCUUUGGUUGAAGAUGAACUUUUUAAAGUUAAAAUCCAAAUGGAGGAACUAAUAAAGUUGAAGACUAGGAUUGAAGAAGAAAACAGAAUGCUUCUUACAAAGGAUAAAGAUAAUACACAGAUGUUCCUGCAGCAGGAAGCAGAAAGGAUGAAGCAACUAGCUGAAGAAGCAGCACGCCUCAGUAUAGAAAGCCAGGAGGCUGCUCGUCUGAGGCAGUUGGCUGAGGAGGAUCUUGCCCAGCAGCGUGCAGUUGCAGAAAAAAUGCUAAAGGAAAAAAUGCAAGCUAUUCAGGAGGCAUCAAGGUUAAAAGCAGAAGCUGAAAUGCUUCAGAAACAAAAAGAACUGGCACAAGAACAAGCAAAGAGAUUACAGGAGGACAAGGAGCAAAUGCAGCAGCGCCUGGCAGAGGAGACUGAGGAAUUCCAGAAAGCUCUUGAAGCUGAACGCAGGCAUCAGUUGGAGAUCACUGCAGAAGCAGACCAUCUUAAACUUCGUGUUGCUGAGUUAGCAGAUGCACAGGCAAAGGCAGAAGAGGAGGCUAAAAGAUUUAAAAGGCAAGCUGAUGAAAUAAACACAAAACUUCAUGAAACAGAAAGUAUGACCAGAGAAAAGCUGACCAUCGUUGAGAAACUGGAAGUUCAGCGACUUCAUAGCGACAAGGAAGCAGAAGACCUCAGGAAGGCCAUUGCUGAUCUUGAAAAAGAAAAAGAGAAACUUAAGAAAGAAGCUGAACUAUUACAAAAGAAGUCUCAAGAGAUGGAAGUCGCACAGAAGGAACAGAUUAUACAUCAGACCAAUAUUCUACAGCAGACAUUCAUAAGUGAGAAAGAGCUACUUCUCCAGAAAGAAAAGUUCAUUGAGGAAGAGAAGGAAAAAUUGGAAAAGCUAUAUGAAGAAGAAGUUGACAAGGCACAGAAGUUAAAGGAUGAGCAGGAAGCACAGAGAAAGCAGCUGGAAGAAGAUAAGAAGACGCUGCAGUCAGCCAUGGAUGAUGCAAUGAAAAGGCAGCAAGACGCUGAAAAGGAAGUUCUUCGGAAGCAAGAGGAGCUGCAGGAACUUCAGAGGAAGAGAAAGGAACAUGAAAAACUGUUGGAAGAAGAAAACAAGAGACUGCGGGAAAAAUUAUUUCUGCUGGAGGAAGAGAAAAAGCCAUCUCCAGCUGUGACCAGAGAAAUUGAGAUCCAAACAGAUGAUGUGGAUGAAGAGUUCAUUUUGCCAGUUGAAGGGGACAGUGUUGGUGGAGUUCCUAAGUCACCCUUGACUAAUGGUAUGGAUGUUGUUGAUAGCCACAUUGAAAAUGGAGACUUGAAAUUCAUGCUUCCUGGUCUCCGCCAGGAUGUUCCAGCUGAAAAGCUUGUUAAUGCUGGUAUUCUUGGCAAGGACACAUAUGACAAGUUAACAAAGGGCAGUAUUGAUGUAAAAGAAAUUGCUGAGAGACCCGACAUUAAGAAGUACUUGCAGGGUGAGAGCAGCAUUGCUGGAUUGAUAAUGAAACCCACCAAUGAGAAAAUUGGUAUUUAUGAUGCCUUAAAGAAAAAACUCCUCACUCCUGGCACAGCUGUAAUUCUCCUUGAAGCCCAGGCUGCCUCAGGUUUUAUUCUUGAUCCUGUCAGAAACAAAAAACUUACUGUAAGUGAAGCAGUGAAAGAGGGAGUAAUUGGGCCUGAGCUGCAUGGCAAAAUGCUUUCAGCAGAAAGGGCAGUUACAGGCUACAAAGAUCCUUACACUGGUAAUAAAAUCUCCCUAUUCCAAGCUAUGAAGAAAGACCUGAUUGUAAAAGAUCAUGCAAUUCGUGUCCUGGAAGCCCAAAUUGCUACUGGUGGCAUCAUUGAUCCUGUUAACAGUCAUCGUGUGCCAAUUGAUUACGCCUUUAAGCAAGGCUACUUUGAUGAGGAAAUGAAUCACAUUCUUAAUGACCCCAGUGAUGAUACAAAAGGCUUCUUUGAUCCCAACACUCAAGAAAACCUCACUUACUUGCAGCUAAUGGAAAGGUGCACAGUUGAUCCAGAAACAGGUCUUCUGCUGUUACCACUGACUGAUAAGGCAAGAAAAGGAGAUCUUGCAUAUACUGACUCGGAAGCAAAAGAUGUCUUUAACAAGGCUACAGUGUCUGUUCCAUUUGGUCGAUUCCAAGGAAAGACAGUAACCAUAUGGGAAAUUAUCAACUCUGAGUACUUCACAGAAGCACAGCGCAAAGAUUUAAUAAGACAGUAUAGAACUGGAAAGAUAACUGUGGAGAAAAUAAUCAGAAUUAUUAUUACCGUUGUAGAAGAAAGUGAGAAAAAGAAGCAAAUCACUUUUAAUGGUCUGCGCAACCCUGUUCCAGCUACUAAUUUGUUAGAAAGUAAAAUAAUUGAUGCCGACUUGUAUGAUGAACUUCAACAGGGUAAGAAGACUGUUGAUGAAAUCUCAAAGACUGAAUCAGUGAGAAAGUAUCUAACAGGAACAAAUGCCAUUGCUGGGGUACUAGUAGAAACGACCAAUGAGAAACUUCCCAUUUAUCAAGCCAUGAAGAAGAAACUGCUGAAACCUGAUAUUGCUUUAAGCCUGUUAGAAGCUCAGGCAGCUUCUGGAUACAUGAUUGAUCCUGUCACGAAUCAGCAGAUGCCUGUUAAUGAAGCUGUCAGGGCUGGAACUGUUGGACCAGAGCUUCAUGAAAAGCUUCUAGCUGCAGAAAAGGCUGUAACUGGUUACCGGGAUCCAUACACGGGUCAGACAGUGUCAUUGUUUCAAGCUUUGAAGAAGGACCUCAUCUCAAGAGAUACUGGCAUUCGACUGCUUGAAGCUCAGCUUGCUGCAGGUGGUAUUAUCGAUCCAGUCAACAGUCAUAGAGUACCCACUGACGUUGCCUACAAACAGGGCUACUUUGAUGAACACAUGAACCAAGCCCUUUCAGAGCCCAGUGAUGAAGCUAAAAGUUAUUUUGAUCCAAAUGCUGUUGAGACAGUUUCCUACCAACAACUUCAGAAAAGGUGUGUAACAGAUAAGCAAACGGGUCUUUAUCUGCUACCGCUUACUGAAAAAGCCAUCAAAGCACAAGAUGAAGAAGUUGUCAUUGACAGUCAAACUAAAGAGGACUUUAAUAAGACCACCAUUUCCAUUCCAUCAGGAAGCCUAAAAGGAAAAACUGUUACAAUAUGGGAGCUCAUUAACUCAGAAUACUUGACAGAAGAACAAAGGAUAGAACUCAUCAGGCAGUACAAAACUGGUAGAGUUACAAUAGAAAAAAUUAUUAGAAUAGUAAUCACUAUUAUUGAGGAGACUGAAGCUAAGAAACCAGAACAUAUUACAUUCACUGGCAUCAGAGCCCCAGUAUCUGCCCAGGAAUUACUGGACUCUAACAUUCUUAGUAAAGAUCAGUAUGAAUCUCUUCAGCAAGGUAAAACAUCAGUGGAGGAGCUGUCAGUUACUGAGUCCAUUAAGAAGUACCUGCAAGCUGGUGACUGCAUAGCAGGAGUUUAUGAGGACACCACCGGAGAAACCAUGUGCAUCUAUGAUGCCAUGAAUAAAAACUUUAUCAAACCAGAGGCUGCUGUACCACUUCUGGAAUCCCAAGCAGCUACUGGUUUUAUGAUUGAUCCUGUCAAAAAGCAAAAACUGACUGUCAAUGAAGCAGUGAAAGCUGGUAUUGUUGGACCUGAAUUACAUGAAAAACUUCGUUCAGCAGAAAGAGCAGUGACUGGUUAUGCUGAUCCUUACACAGGUGAAAAAAUAUCCGUUUUCCAAGCAAUGAAAAAGGGUCUUAUUCUGAAAGAACAAGCCAUUCGUUUGCUAGAAGCCCAGAUUGCCACUGGUGGCAUCAUUGACCCAGUAAACAGCCAUCGUGUGCCUACUGAUAUCGCUUGUAAACGAGGAUACUUGGAUGACCAGAUGAACAAGUUUCUGUCUGAACCUGUCGCUGAAGCCAAAGGAUUCACUGAUCCUGCCACCAAUGAAAAGGUCACAUACUUGCAAAUGAAAAAUAAGUGUAGAAGAGAUCCAGACUCAGGCUGUCUUCUCGUGACAGUAAAGAAAGAAGUGCCUACAGUGGUGGAAACCACUUGUGUGUACACAGAGUCUGAGACAAAACAGGUAUUUGAAGAUACAAAAGUUGAUAUACCUUCUGGAAACUUAGCAGGUAACUCUAUGUCACUUUGGGAGGUAAUACACUCAGAACUGAUACCAGAACAGGAAAGAAACAGACUUAUUGAAGAAUUUCGAUCAGGUAAAGUAACUAAAGAACGCCUGAUUAUUGUCAUUAUUGAGAUAAUUGAAAGGACAGAAAUCAUAAGACAGCAGCAAGAGCUUGUCUCUUUUGAAUUUGUUCGACGCAGAAUAACAGCAGAUGACCUAUAUUCAGCCAGAAUAAUUGACCUGGAAACAUACAAUCUCCUGAAACAGCAGAAGAAGACAAUCCGUGAGAUUUUAGAAAUGAUAACAGUUCGCAGUUAUCUCUAUGGGACAGGCAGUGUUGGUGGGAUUUACAUUCAAGCAACCAAAGAGUCAGUGGGUGUGUAUCAGGCAAUGAAGAAAGGUUUAAUUAGCUCUGAAGUAGCCUACCCAAUACUGGAAGCCCAGGCAGCCACUGGUUUCAUCAUAGAUCCUGUAAGGAAUGAGAGACUUACAGUUGAUGAAGCAGUUAAAAAAGGAGUUGUAGGUCCUGAACUUCACGAUAAGCUUCUGUCAGCUGAAAGAGCGGUCACCGGGUAUCGAGAUCCUUUUAGUGGGAAAGUAAUUUCAUUGUUCCAGGCAAUGAAGAAGGACCUUGUUGCAACAGACCAGGCAAUGAAGCUUUUUGAUGCUCAGAUUUCUACUGGGGGCAUUAUUGAUCCUUAUUUUAACUUCCACCUUCCAAUGGAUGUUGCAUACCAGCGAGGAUAUUUUGACAGAGAAACAUAUGAGAAACUCACUCAUGCAAGUAGCAAUAUUAAGUGUUAUAUGGAUCCAGUCACGGAGGAGAAGUUAUCCUACCCUCAAUUACUUAAAAAAUGCAGAAUUGAUAACAGCACAGGCCUUCACCUGCUUGUACUCUCAGACAGAAAGCCUAUAACAGUAAAAGGACUGAGGAAGCAGAUCACAUUGGGUGAACUUUUGCGUUCAGAAAUUAUUGAUGAAACUACAGUAAAAGGGCUAGAGGAAGGUUUACUGUCUUUAGAUGACAUAACUGCAAAUCUGAAGAAGUACUUAGAGGGUAUAAGUGGUAUUGCAGGAGUCUAUGUUGAGGCAACAAAAGAAAAACUGUCUGUGUACCAGGCCAUGAAGAAAGGCAUAAUAAGGCCUGGUACAGCCUUUGAACUUCUGGAAGCUCAAGCAGCUACAGGCUAUGUGAUUGAUCCAAUUAAAAACUUGAAGCUGGCAGUAAACGAAGCUGUGCAAAUGGGUAUAGUAGGCCCAGAAUUCAAAGACAAACUUUUGUCUGCUGAAAGAGCUGUAACAGGCUAUAAAGAUCCAUAUUCUGGUAAGUUAAUUUCUUUGUUCCAGGCCAUGAAGAAAGGCCUUAUACUAAAGGAUCAUGGUAUUCGAUUGCUAGAAGCACAGAUUGCUACUGGUGGGAUAAUCGAUCCUGAAGAAAGUCAUCGUCUGCCAGUGGAGGUGGCAUAUAAACGAGGUUUGUUUGAUGAAGAAAUGAAUGAAAUUCUUACUGAUCCCAGUGAUGAUACCAAGGGAUUCUUUGAUCCAAACACAGAAGAAAAUCUCACAUAUCUUCAGUUACUUGAAAGAUGUAUGACUGACCCAGAAACAGGACUCCGUCUGUUGCCCCUGAAAGAAAAGAAACGUGAAAGGAAAACAUCUUCCAAGUCUUCUGUUAGGAAAAGAAGAGUUGUCAUUGUUGACCCAGAAACAGGCAAGGAAAUGUCAGUAUAUGAGGCAUAUCGUAAAGGGCUAAUUGAUCACCAGACAUACAUGGAACUGUCUGAGCAAGAGUGCGAAUGGGAAGAGAUCACAACUUCUUCAUCUGAUGGUGUGGUCAAGUCAAUGAUCAUUGACAGACGAUCUGGUAGACAGUAUGACAUUGAUGAUUCCAUCUCUAAAGGUUUACUUGAUCAGUCUGCUUUGGACCAGUAUCGCGCAGGUACCUUGUCAAUUACUGAAUUUGCUGAUAUGCUGUCUGGUAAUAUGAGUGGAUUCCGAUCAAGGUCUUCCUCAGUAGGAUCAACAUCAGCUGCUCCUGCAAGCACAGCAACUUCAAGAACUGCACUGCCCUCUUGGAGUGACCCAUUUGAAGAAACAGGCCCAAUUGCUGGCAUUCUGGAUACAGACACUCUUGAAAAAGUAUCUAUUACUGAGGCUAUGCGUCGUAACCUUGUAGAUAAUAUUACAGGUCAGAGACUUUUGGAGGCUCAGGCUUGCACAGGAGGAAUUAUUGAUCCAAACACUGGUGAGAAAUCUACGGUGACAGAUGCAGUCAGCAAAGGGCUGAUGGACAAAAUCAUGGUUGACCGAAUAAAUCUUGCUCAGAAAGCUUAUGUUGGCUUUGAAGAUCCAAGAACAAAGGUCAAAAUGUCUGCAGCUCAGGCUUUAAAGAAAGGCUGGCUAUAUUAUGAAGCAGGGCAGAGAUUUCUGGAAGUUCAGUAUCUCACAGGUGGUUUAAUUGAACCAGAUGUUUCUGGCCGAGUUUCACUGGAUGAUGCUCUUAAAAAAGGCACCAUUGAUGCCAGAACUGCACAGAAGCUUAGAGAUGUUGGUACUUACAGCAAAUAUUUAACGUGUCCCAAAACAAAACUUAAGAUCUCCUAUAAAGAAGCUAUGGAUAAAAGCAUGGUGGAAGAAGGAACAGGACUGCGUCUUCUGGAGGCAUCCUCCUCAUCAACAAAGGGCUACUAUAGUCCAUAUAAUGUCAGUGGUACUGGAUCAUCUGCAGGAUCUAGAUCUGGUUCAAGAACAGGAUCUAGACGAGGUAGUAUGGAUGCAACGGGUACACCUUUCUCAAUGACUUUCUCCUCUUCAUCUUAUAGCUCCACAAGCUAUGGCCGUAGAUAUGCUGGAGGUCCUCAUGGUGAUGUUGUGACAGAAUUGGCUUGUGCAUUGCCUGCUAUGCAUAGGCAUUGUGGAGCAGAAGAAAAUAGUAUCUUUCCAUCAGUGCAGCUACUGCAGCCUGUACUAGCAUAACUCAGUGGAGAAAAAAAACACUUAAAAAGCAAAAGCAUUCUGCUCUGCAUGUGGUAAAGCUCCUUUUUUUGUUACUGUUUUUAGGAACUGAAAAACGUUUUAUUUUCUUACUCUGGAGUGGUGCUUUAACGUGUAACCAGAUAUGUGAGUAAAUGUUUUAUUACAUGACUAAUAUAUAUUAAUAUAUCAUUGACUUGUAUGUAUAUGAGCAAUGAAAGAAUGAGACACUACUAUCUGUGAAACACAGAAAGCAAUAGCUCUCAGUCUGAGACAGAUUUUACCAUUUGCGGAACAGAAUGAAUAUAUAAUGCAAUUAGCAACAUACUGUAACUUUCAAGCCAAAAAAAAAGCUUCUUUAAUU
Molecule: messenger RNA, 14629 nt
Organism: Protopterus annectens (West African lungfish)
Lineage: Eukaryota; Metazoa; Chordata; Ceratodontiformes; Protopteridae
Gene: PLEC
Product: plectin
Exons: 34
Coding region: 37-14268 (4743 amino acids)
Biological process (GO): intermediate filament bundle assembly; wound healing
Cellular component (GO): cytoskeleton; cytoplasm; keratin filament
Molecular function (GO): protein binding; keratin filament binding; structural molecule activity
Source: RefSeq, a predicted model, not a curated record